Molecule: messenger RNA, 1796 nt
Organism: Asparagus officinalis (garden asparagus)
Lineage: Eukaryota; Viridiplantae; Streptophyta; Magnoliopsida; Asparagales; Asparagaceae
Product: UTP--glucose-1-phosphate uridylyltransferase-like
Exons: 21
Coding region: 162-1571 (469 amino acids)
Biological process (GO): UDP-alpha-D-glucose metabolic process; glycogen metabolic process
Cellular component (GO): cytoplasm
Molecular function (GO): UTP:glucose-1-phosphate uridylyltransferase activity
Source: RefSeq, a predicted model, not a curated record
GGCAAAAAUGGCGCCUCUCCCGCUCCCUCCGCCGUCAAACCCGUCGGAUCUCUCCGUCUCUCCCGACGGAAAACGUCAGCUCUCCGUUCCCUAUAAAUGGAAACCCUCUCUUCUCCAUCUUCCACUCCUCUUUCUCUGUCUAAGCUCGACCUCGAUCUCCAAUGGCGUCCAAUUCCGAUAAGCUCUCCAAACUCCGAUCCGCAGUCGACGGUCUAAACGAGAUCAGCGCGAACGAGAAAUCUGGAUUCAUCAACCUCGUUUCCCGCUACUUGAGUGGAGAAGCGGAGCACAUCGAAUGGAGCAAGAUCCAGACUCCGACUGAUGAGGUUGUUGUUCCCUAUGAUACCCUAGCUCCUCCUCCAGAAGAUAUCGGGGAGACGAAGAAGCUUCUAGAUAAGCUCGUUGUGCUGAAGCUCAAUGGAGGACUGGGGACUACGAUGGGCUGUACCGGCCCAAAAUCAGUUAUUGAAGUCAGAGAUGGGUUUACAUUUCUUGACUUAAUUGUCAAGCAGAUAGAAUUUCUUAAUUCAAAAUAUGGGUGCAGUGUUCCCCUGUUACUAAUGAACUCAUUCAAUACGCAUGAGGAUACAGCAAAGAUUGUUGAGAAAUAUUCAAACUCAAACAUUGAAAUCCAUACCUUCAAUCAGAGCCAAUAUCCUCGUUUAGUUGCUGAUGAGUUUAUUCCACUAUCAUGCAAAGGUCAGCAAGGGAAAGAUGGCUGGUAUCCUCCUGGCCAUGGAGAUGUGUUCUCUUCUUUGAUGAACAGCGGAAAGCUAGAUGCAAUGUUAUCAAAGGGUAAGGAGUUCAUCUUUGUUGCAAACUCAGAUAAUUUGGGCUCUAUCGUCGACUUAAAAAUCCUCAACCACUUGAUCAACAAGAAGAAUGAGUACUGUAUGGAGGUGACCCCUAAAACUUUGGCAGACGUUAAAGGUGGUACUUUGAUCUCAUAUGAGGGAAGGGUUCAGCUUUUGGAGAUUGCACAAGUUGCAGAUGAACAUGUGAAUGAAUUUAAAUCGAUUGAAAAGUUCAAGAUUUUUAAUACCAACAACUUGUGGGUGAACUUGAAAGCUAUUAAACGCCUUGUAGAGGCUGAUGCCCUUAAAAUGGAGAUCAUCCCAAACCCCAAGGAGGUUAACGGCAUAAAAAUCCUACAAUUGGAGACAGCAGCUGGAGCAGCCAUACGCUUCUUUAAUCAUGCAAUUGGGAUUAAUGUUCCUCGCUCCCGGUUUCUCCCAGUGAAAACAUCAUCAGAUCUGCUUCUGGUUCAGUCUGAUCUUUAUACCCUUGCCGAUGGUUCGGUAAUCCGAAACAAAGACAGAGCUAAUCCGGCAAACCCAUCCAUUGAUCUAGGACCUGAAUUUAAGAAGGUUGGUGAUUUCCUCAAGCGCUUCAAGUCCAUUCCGAGUAUAGUCCAGCUUGAAAACUUGAAAGUGGCUGGUGAUGUUUGCUUUGGUUCUAACAUAGUUCUUAAGGGCAAUGUGAAUAUCAAUGCCAAGCCAGGCACAAAGUUGGAGAUUCCUGAUGGCGCCAUGUUGGGGAACAAGACAAUAAAUGGCCCCGAGGAUAUCUGAGCAAAAUCUGUCCCCCGCCAGUGUUUUAUUCGCACAAAAUUCCAGCCCUUCAAUGGUGAUUGCAAGCGUGAGGCCUUUUGCUCCGGUUUAAUUUAUAGGUGCUUGAGUGAUUUGUACCUUUUCAAAUUUUUAUCAGAAAAACAAAUAAAAUGCAUCUCCGAUUUCUUUCACACUAUGUUAGUCAUCAUCUUUUUGUUCCUUCGAACAGUUUUUAUUCUUUAGUCA